Molecule: messenger RNA, 1870 nt
Organism: Quercus lobata
Lineage: Eukaryota; Viridiplantae; Streptophyta; Magnoliopsida; Fagales; Fagaceae
Gene: FKBP53
Product: FK506 BINDING PROTEIN 53
Exons: 11
Coding region: 105-1646 (513 amino acids)
Molecular function (GO): peptidyl-prolyl cis-trans isomerase activity
Source: RefSeq, a predicted model, not a curated record
GGGUUUAACUCUUUUAAAAGCCAUAGCUAGGGUUUAAGAGAAAAUCUUCGAUACACACACACACACUCUCUCUCUCUCCACCAUUUUCUUUCAUCUCUGAAAAUAUGGGUUUCUGGGGAAUUGAAGUAAAACCUGGCAAAACAUACCCUUAUCACUCAGACAAUGUUGAAGGAAAGCUUCACGUUACUCAGGCAACAUUAGGCCUUGGCUCAUCAUCAGCUGAAAGGUGUAUACUUCAGUGUCAUGUAGGACACAAGAGCCCAAUUUUCUUGUGUUCUUUGUUACCGGAUAAGAACGAGACGUGCCCGUUAAGUCUUGAGUUUCAGAGUGAUGAUUUAGUAGCCUUCUCAGUGAUUGGCCCUCGAAGCAUUCAUCUCUCUGGUUAUUUUGUGGCCAAUGAAGGAGACGGUGUUCUUGAUGACUAUGAUUCUGAUUCUUUUGGGGAGGAUAUUGCUGACACAAACUCAGAUGAAUCAUCUGAGUUUGAUUCUGAAGAUGGAUAUGAGGAUGAGGAUGAUUUCAUUGAUGAUAGUGAUCUUGACAUGUACAACCCUUCACAUGUUCCAAAUAGUGGAGUUGUAAUAGAGGAAAUAGUGGAUGAUGAGAAGGCUACAAAUGGCAAUGGCCAGCAAAAACGAAAAAAGAAGAAUCGAUCAAGUGAUUCUGAGGACCAUAGAGAAUCUCAACAACAAAUUGUUGUCAAGAGUCAUAGUUCCCCUGUUUUGGAAAGUGAAGAUGAAGAUGGUUUUCCGGUUUCUACUGAGCAUAAAAGCAACUUGAAUAUUCAGAAGCCUGAAGCAGAAGCAGAACAGAAAGAAAAGAAAGCAUCUGAGAAAACCAAGAAGAAGAAGAAGAAAAUAAAAGAUGGUGAUCAAGCUACUGGCUUAAAAAGAAAGGUUGAAAGCGUAGACCAAGACGAUCAUCCAGAAAGGCAAAAGAAGAAAAACAAGAAGAAGCGAAAAGAACAGGCUAAAGAGGGAGAGGCUCUUGAAUCUGGUAACAACACCGAAAUCAAUGUUCCUAUUGAGGAUGAAAAGCAGCCUGAGUUAAAGAGGAGCUCCAAUCUGAACCAAGCUUCACCUGUUGAGAAUGAUCAUGAUCAUAAGCUAUCUAACAAGAAGGACCUUGAUGUUGAUAUGGACAAUGUUACUGGGAAAAAUUCCUCGGAGGAAAAAAAAAAGAAGAAAAAGAAGAAGAAGUCAACUACUCAGGAGGGUGAAGGGAAAGCUACUGUGGAUCAUACUGUUUCAGCUGUGGGAAAUAAGGAGGUAGAGGAAAAACAAAGCGAAGUCAAGUCAUCUCAAGUGAGAACCUUUGCAAAUGGGCUGGUUAUUGAGGAGCUACAAAUGGGCAAACCAGAUGGCAAAAGAGCUUCUCCUGGAAAACAGGUCAGUGUCCACUACAUUGGCAAACUUAAAAGCAACGGCAAAAUUUUUGACUCGAAUGUGGGAAGGGCACCCUUUAAAUUCCGUCUAGGUAUAGGACAUGUUAUUAAGGGAUGGGAUGUUGGUGUUAAUGGCAUGCGUAUUGGGGACAAAAGAAGACUCACUAUUCCACCAUCAAUGGGCUAUGGAGCUAAAACUGCAGGGAAGAUACCACCAAAUUCAUGGCUCAUGUUUGAUGUAGAGUUGGUUGAUGUUCGUUGAUGAUGUUGCUUUUGUGUUUUCCUUGUAAGUUUUUUGAGGUUCUUGCUUUCUGCAAAAAUUAGAGGUUUGUUAUCAUGAGGAUGUAAGAUUACGAAAAAAAUGGAACCAUUGUUUCAAUCUGGGAACUGGUUGAGCAAAAAUUUUGUUUGAAAAUUCUAGUGUUUGAAUUAUAUAUCAAUUACUUUACUCAUAAAAUGAGUUAUAAAAAUUAUUAUUUUGUGCAA